Molecule: messenger RNA, 2037 nt
Organism: Aspergillus neoniger CBS 115656
Lineage: Eukaryota; Fungi; Ascomycota; Eurotiomycetes; Eurotiales; Aspergillaceae
Product: sodium/phosphate symporter
Exons: 3
Coding region: 92-1918 (608 amino acids)
Biological process (GO): phosphate ion transmembrane transport
Cellular component (GO): membrane
Source: RefSeq, a predicted model, not a curated record
CUUCUCUCCAUCCUUCCCUCCAUCUCUUUCCUCCUCAUCCUCCUCCCUUCUCCUUUGGCAGGAUUCGCAGCCAAAGACAGGACAAGUCAUCAUGGCGGUCCUCCACGAGUACGACUAUGUCUUCGCCAUCGGCACCUUGUUUGCCAUGUUGGAUGCCUACAACAACGGUGCAAACGAUGUGGCCAACUCCUGGGCAACCAGUGUCUCCUCCCGCUCCGUCUCUUAUCGUCAGGCCAUGGUCUUCGGCACCGUCUUCGAGAUGUUGGGCGCCAUCUGUGUCGGAGCUCGUACCGCUGACACCAUCAAGAACGGCAUCAUUCCCAACUCCGCCUUCCAGGGCAACGCGGGCGUGCAGAUGCUAGCCUUCACCUGUGCCUUGGCUGCCGCAUCCACUUGGGUGAUGUGGUGUACGCGCCACUCCGCCCAUGUCUCCUCGACUUACUCCCUGAUCUCUGCCGUCGCCGGCGUGGGUGUGGCUACCGUGGGUGCCUCUCACGUGCAGUGGGGUUGGAAUGAUGGCAAGGGCUUAGGUGCCAUCUUCGCCGGGCUGGGAAUGGCCCCCGUCAUCUCGGGAGGUUUCGCGGCUAUCAUCUUCAUGCUCAUCAAGUUGGUCGUGCUCAUCCGCAAGAACCCCAUCCCCUGGGCUGUCUACAGUUCCCCCUUCUUCUUCCUCAUCGCCGCCACGAUCUGCACCCUGUCCAUCGUCUACAAGGGUUCUCCUAGUCUGGGUCUGUCCAAGAAGCCUAGUUGGUACAUUGCGGCGGUCACCAUGGGCACCGGUGGUGGCGUCAUGCUUCUCUCUGCCAUCUUCUUUGUUCCCUUUGUUUACGCCCGCGUCAUCAGAAAGGAUCACAGUGUGAAAUGGUGGAUGUUCAUCAUGGGCCCCAUGCUGCUGACCCGCCCCGUUGUCACUCAUGGCGAACAGGCCAAGGUUCCGGACUACGCCGUCGUGCAGGGAAGCUCCGAAGACCUCACGCUAGGCUCCCCGGAUACUCUCCGCGGCGAUGAUGUCAAGCGGUCCACCCAGGCUGGAGUCGAGUCAAUCCAGUCCCGCAGUGAAGAAGGCGAGAAGCGCAUGGUGGCGGGAGAAACUCAGCAACUGACCUACAAGGAACUCAUGGAACAAUCCGACCGUCGGCUGCGGGAGCGGCUGCUCAAGAAGCGUGGACCCCUGGGCUGGGCGAUGCGUACACUCCGCGACAACCCUAUGGGAGCCGGUCAGCUGUAUGAGGUCCAUAAUAUGGUGAUUCUGGCAAAGCGCAUUCCCGCGAUGAUUGUCUGCGGACUUCUCUACGGCCUGCACUAUGAUAUCCACGCCGCUCAGUCUGGUAUUGCGGGCACCCCCGAAGGCAAGCGCAUGCAGCGCGUGUACAGCCACGCCGCCAAGUAUCCCAACGAAGUCGAACACACCUACUCGUUCAUCCAGGUGUUGACCGCCUGCACUGCCUCCUUUGCUCAUGGUGCCAACGACAUUGGUAACUCGGUCGGUCCUUGGGCUGUCAUCUACUCGGCCUGGUCGACGGGCAACGCGGCGGCGGCCAAGGCACCGGUGCCCAUAUGGCAGUUGGCGGUGCUGUCAGGAUGUAUCUCGAUCGGCUUGAUUACGUACGGCUACAACAUCAUGAAGGUCAUGGGCAACAAGAUCACCUACCACUCGCCGAGUCGCGGUUGUUCGAUGGAAAUGGGAGCUGCGAUUACCGUGCUCGUCUUCUCACAGUACUCGCUGCCGGUGUCGACAUCCAUGUGCAUCACGGGCGCUACCGUCGGCGUGGGACUGUGCAAUGGCACGCUCAAGGCCGUCAACUUCCAACGAGUCGGGCUGCUGCUGCUGGCGUGGAUCAUGACGAUUCCCAUCGCGGGCACGUUGGGUGGAAUCCUGAUGGGAUUGUUCAUCAACGCGCCGCAUUUCUCAUCGUAGAUUGUUAUUUUUCUGAUGUAUUUAACCUUCUGAUGUUUUUCUGAUCGAUGGAUCAAGGCCUGGUGUGGCACGGAGUUUGUUUCUGUUCUUACUACAAUACCCCGAUAAUGUGAUACUUC